Penaeus monodon (black tiger shrimp) is the source of this 441-nucleotide messenger RNA. RefSeq lists its product as uncharacterized. The record is from RefSeq and is a predicted model, not a curated record. The coding region runs from base 1 to 441 and encodes 146 amino acids. NCBI's taxonomy places the organism in Eukaryota, Metazoa, Arthropoda, Malacostraca, Decapoda, Penaeidae. The transcript has 2 exons.
AUGCGAGAGGCCGGGAGCGAGAGAGCCCGGGGAUGCGAGAGCGCAGGGGGAGAGCGCCGGGGAUGCGAGAGCGCCAGGGAUGCGAGAGCGCCGGGGAUGCGAGAGCGCCGGGGAUGCGAGAGCGCAGGGGAUGCGAGAGGCCAGGGAUGCGAGAGAGCGCCGGGGAUGCGAGAGAGCGCCGGGGAUGCGAGAGCGCCGGGGAUGCGAGAGCGCCGGGGAUGCGAGAGCGCCGGGGAUGCGAGAGCGCCGGGGAUGCGAGAGCGCCAGGGAUGCGAGAGCGCCGGGGAUGCGAGAGCGCCGGGGAUGCGAGAGCGCCGGGGAUGCGAGAGCGCCGGGGAUGCGAGAGCGCCGCUGACCAAGCCCGACCGUCAACUUAGACUGAGGCUCACAGGUCUCGUGAAGGACAUCAGCAAUAAGAUUACAUUUGCUCCUGAGAGUUGA